CGCAAUUUAUUUCUAGCCCAAAACGAAACUAUUCCUGUGCAUCUCCAGUUCAUCAUCCGACCGCGCCAUACCCGCGGCGGCGCCCAGCUCAUCUCAUCUCAUCCAAGAAGAAGAGAGGAGCAGCGCGCCGACGACAUGCCGCAGCCCUUGUCGCGGCACGCCGGCUUCUUCGCCUCCCUCCAGCGGGUGGAAGACCGGCUGGCGUCGGAGCACUGUCAGGAUAGCCACAAGCACCAUCCGCCGCCACAGCAACCCGAGCCGUCGCCAUUCUCAGACACCAUGACCGCCUCCCCCCUCCUCUUCCUCGACCCAGCACCAGCAGUCGCCGACCGCGACAGCAGCGACCCGGCCCUGGACUUCCUCACCCUCACCAAACAAGACCAGCGCACCCAAGAAUUCCGAGAGGAGGAUGCUUCUGAUGACGACCACGACAAUGGGGAGGACAUUGCGCGGCUCAUGGCUCUGCUCGGCCUGUCGCCGCCACGGGAUGACCAUGGUGACCACGACAGCGGCGGCUGUGACUGCAGCGGCGCCGACGGGUUCCUGGCCAAGGUCGUCGGCGUGGUCGGCCCCAAGUGCGACAGGGAGAAGAGGAGGCUGGACGCUUGGAUCCACCAUUACCACCGCAGGGACGGCGGCGGGUGCAGGGAGCCCGCCAGGCUGGCGCACCUGCUGCUCGCCAAGGCCUCCUGCUCCUGGGAUGGACAUGAUGGAGCGCCCAUUGCGUUCCCGGCCACAGUCAACGAGUUCUUGGAUCGGGAUGCGCCACCGCGGUCGACGGCGGAGGAGAACUGAUGCCACCUUGCCUUGCCUUGGCCAGGGCAUCCUAUCCAUCAUAUUGCAGAGCCAGCUGACUGAAUCCUUCCUCGUCUUCCGAUGGUGUCAGAAACAAUAUGUUUUGUUGUUAGCAGAGGAAGAGGAAAUACAUGAAAACCUCCUCCAGACAUUGCCUGCUGAAUCUUGUUGUUGCAUGCAUUUACCUGAGUUUUCAGAAGAAACAGAAAAGAACUCUGUUUGCCUCCA
Molecule: messenger RNA, 1023 nt
Organism: Phragmites australis (common reed)
Lineage: Eukaryota; Viridiplantae; Streptophyta; Magnoliopsida; Poales; Poaceae
Exons: 2
Coding region: 136-795 (219 amino acids)
Source: RefSeq, a predicted model, not a curated record